Empidonax traillii (willow flycatcher) is the source of this 1535-nucleotide messenger RNA. RefSeq names its product NFKB inhibitor epsilon (gene NFKBIE). The record is from RefSeq and is a predicted model, not a curated record. The coding region runs from base 1 to 1101 and encodes 366 amino acids. Gene Ontology annotation, molecular function: protein binding. The transcript is spliced from 6 exons. NCBI's taxonomy places the organism in Eukaryota, Metazoa, Chordata, Aves, Passeriformes, Tyrannidae.
AUGUCGCGGGCGGCGGGCGGCGAGUGCCGCAAGGAAGCGGCGGCCUGGGAGGGAGAGGACGGGCAGUGCGACUCGGGCAUCGAGUCGCUGCGCUCGCUGCCGGGCGCCAAGGAGACCCCCGCCGCCGCCGCCGCCGCCGCCGCCGCCGAGGUCCCUCCCGCCGCCCCCGAGACCCUCGACGAGACCACCGCCGCCGCCGAUGAGCGGCUGGACUCCAGCUACGGCUCCGACGCCCUUCCUGAGGCUCUGCCGGAGCUGCCGGGCGUUCCGGGGAGCCGUCCCGAGGAGCCGUCGCCGCCGGCCGAGGGGCUCAGCCGGCAGCAGCUGGAGGCGCUCACCUACCUUUCGGAGGACGGAGACACGUUGGUUCAUCUGGCCAUUAUCCACUGUGUCCCAGCUGUAGCACUCUGCUGCAUCGCUCAGCUACCCAGGGAGGUGCUGGAGAUACAAAAUGAUCUUUUCCAGACCCCACUCCAUCUCGCCGUGUACCUUGAGCAGCCCCACGUGAUCCAGGCACUGAUCCACAAGGGAGUGAACCCCGGGCUGCAGGACCGCAAUGGGAACACCCCGCUGCACCUGGCCUGUGAGCAGCAGCACCUGCAGUGUGCCCAGCAGCUGCUGGAGAGAGCAGCCCCACCGCAGGGCACAGCUCAGCCCCACAGGCACCACCAGGACCUGCAGCUCCAGAACUGGCAAGGCUUGGCCUGUUUGCACAUCAGCACCUUGAAGGGGAACAUCCCGAUGAUGUCUCUGCUGCUGGAGAGCGGUGCCAACAUCGAUGUUCGGGAGGGCACGAGUGGGAAGACCCCAUUGCACCUGGCUGUGGAGUGCCACAACCGCAAGGCUGUCCAGUUCCUGCUGCGCAACGGGGCGUAUGUGGAUGCCCAGAUGUACAACGGCUGCACCCCACUCCACCUCGCCGUGGGCCGCAAGGAUGCUGCCAUUGCUGCCAUCCUCUCACACUCUGGGGCUGACACCCUGCUGAGGAACAUGGAGAAUGAGACAGCCCAGGACUUGGCUGAUGGCAAUGAUGACCUCCUCGCCUUGCUGCCCUUCGAUGACCUGAAGAUCUCAGGGAAGCCUGUUGUGUGCUCUGAAUGAGCAGCUGGACUCCUUUGGCCCGUUGGGCUGCCUCCUUGCUCCGUGCUGCUGCCCUGCCGUCUGCUGGAACCUUGCCUGCCUGCAGUUCUGUAAGAGCAGAGUCACUCUGGGAGACUUAUCCCGCUGCUCCUCUGCCCUUUGGAAAAGUUUUGUUUGCCUCAGGCUGCCUUCCCAGACCGAAGAAAGUGACAUUAUGAGCACUACACGGGGGAGGCUUUUCUUUUAGUAUCUGUACACUGCAGCAGGACUGAAUUUCCCCUCCUGGCCACGGGUCUGACUUGUGGGGGUCUCCAGCACAUACAGGGAAGGAGCAGGAGAGGACUCGUUUUCACACUGCUUGGUGGACAGAGCAUCCUCUGGCACCCCCAAAUGCCAUCACAAUAAGCGUGGGGUGAGGAGAGUCUACACUCACUCUAAUAAAUGUUUGUUAUUGC